UUGUCGCGCUUCUCUGGCUCACGUCUGAGCUACAGAUACGAUCUGCUCCUUUACAUUAAUACCUCUCAGAAUGGCGCCAGUCACACGUCACCAAGCUUCUGGCGACGGCUUGGUCGGUAACAAGUCGCGACACAAACGUGCAAGUAGUUGGGAUCUUCUCGAAUCUCAAGUCCAUAAUGCAAAAAAUAUAGGCUCAGCCCGCGCUCUCCAUCCUUCAAUCGAGGCCGAUCACGACGACGCAAUUACGCCUCUGCGCAACAUGGCAGACCGCGUUGGCAAAGAGGUCGAGAAAUUCGCUGAGCGACUUGACCUUUGGCUCGGGUAUGGGACGGAACGCACACCAGGCUCGGAGGGGAAAUCACCCGGCACGAUGGUGACACGGUUCAGAGACGAAGCAAAAGCUAUAUCGAAGCCAUUGAAACAGCGAUCUAUCAAAGAAGACACCGGCGCUCGAGUUUCCACAACCCAAAGGUUGAUCUCUCUGCGAGAAGGUCUUUUCGAAGACGUUUCAGUGCUAGAAGAUACUGCGGGUGGAGGCCAAGGUGAUCACUUGAACAACGUACAAAAAUGGGAGGGAGAGGUAGAUACAUGGGACCUUGCACUUCUCAUACUUUCCCAUAGACUAUCUGACGCCACUGCGGGUAAAGAGGCUCCCCAACAGCCAAAAGAGUUACACAGGUAUAGCUCUCGCCAAGACGUUUGGGACCAGUUCAUGCUGCAUGACGAAGAUGCCAAGGAAAAGAGUCUCGUGUUAAAAUGGCUCCAAGAAACCGCCGAUAAAAAUGGCGAAAGAAUCGAAAAAUUGGGCGAACAAUUCGAAAAGCUUGGCGAUGGAGGGCACCAUGGACACGGCAGUUGGACACAUGGCUGGAUGGCUACAAAGGAGAGGAUUAAGGGCGAAAAACGUAUGGGAACCUUGAGCCAUACCAAUACUGAGGGUCCUCAGCCAGAUCUACUCAACUCCAGCAAAUCUGGACUUCUGGUUACUCAGCUUGACCCAGACGCACCUUCCAGACAGAGCCGAAUACUGGAAGAUUCUGACGAAUAUCAAGAGCGCUUUCUGUGGUUUGUAAGCUACCAGCUGUUGAGACGUGGAAAGAGUUUGGACGAGAUCAGAUCCUGGAUGAAUGAACGAAACGAGGGCUGGCGCAGCGUAAGCUUGGGCAUCACCCAGGAGGACGACCAACCGAGUUCUUCCGUUGUGGCACAUGGAAUUCUUUGGCGCCGUAUGUGCCAUGCGGCAGCAAACGCAUCGAACAAUAUAUACGAGCGUGCAGUUUAUGGACUACUUGGCGGCGACCUCACUUCAGUACGGCCCGUUUGUUCUACGUGGGAAGACCAUCUCUAUGCACACUUCAAUUGCAUUCUGUCGUUCCGAUUUGAUCAUUUCAUCAAAGUCGCAUACCCACAGACACCUGGCCUUACAGCUGCUCGAAAAUUUCCAAGUUUCAAUUCGAGAGCCUUCUAUGGAAACGCCAUACCGAUCAAUGACACCGUGAUACAGAUUAUCAACUCUGAACCGAGUUUGAAGCCUUCAAAUCUUCAAAGGAUCCAAGCCAGCCUCCUCACCGAUAGUCUCGAUCAACUGAUGUGCGACGUCGGUGCGGCUAUAGCUGAGAUUGCUUGUCUCGAUCCGAGGGGAAAGGAGCUAUACUUUACUCCUGAAGUUCCAGUAAAAGGCUACGAGUCGUUUGCGGAAGACGAGCAAGCUCUACGCGUUCUAUUACAUGCUUAUUUGGCCUUCGAUGAGUACUAUGCCUCUAAAGCCCCGAAGAGGCCCGCAGCUCAAAUCAAGACCAUGGAGAAUUUGAUUGUAUGGUAUAUGGAGCUUCUUCGGAGUGCCCGAAAGCUAGAUCUGCUCCCGUUAUACGCUGCGCAGCUGUCGCCAAACAGGCUUGGUCGGACUAUGGCUCUCAUUCUCCCGGACAUAAAGAGUGAAGAAGAUCAGAAACGAAUGGUCCGGCUAAUGACACGCUAUCGUGUCAAUGUUGAAUUCAUCCUGGAGAAACAGUAUCAGAUGGCCUUGGCGUCAUGUGGAUUACGAAGUAAAGUCAGCCUCAAAGAUGAGCCUGUGGCUGGUAAUGUUGACAUUGUGAACCCUCCUACCACCCCGGAAUUCAAGAUUCUUCAAAAAACGACUGAUUAUAAAUGGCCCGGUCAAAAGAUCUGUGUGGGCUUCAUCAAGGAGGAUAUUCAGCCUCCUGAACGUGCUGUCAUAGAUGCUGUGCACUGGUUUUUGCAUCUGAAAACUUGGAAGCUGAUAUUCAGCUCAUUGGAGGACGCUUUGGCACGAUUCUUAGCAUACGGCCGAGUCUCUGCCGCAUUUGCCCUGAGCACACAACUGCCCUGCGCUGAGAUCUCUCUUGAGAAGACGCCACAUUUCCUUAAGGGUGAAGUCAUCGACAUAACGCUUUGGGAAGAGAAUGGCACUGCGGAGCCGCUUUCCGAAAGCGAGCACGAGCACUCUCUCCGACGGCCAUCUCUUUCACGCCGAAGAUCUCCCAGAGUUGCUCUGGACCAGUCGGAGCCCCUUGAAAUCACUAUAACGAAGAAGAUACUAAAACAGGACUCAAAAGCAGCCUAUGACCUCCAGCAGCUCGUCCUCGCUAUCGGGGCUCUUCACGAAUGGGCUACUAUCGAAGAAGAAUUUAUUACUAAUGGUGCACAAAACUCGUCGACCGAUAAAUCCAGCCUUAAAGAAGUAUUCGACACGAUCUCCGAGAUCCUCCAUCCCUUUCUCAAGAAAUCCACAAAUACCCUUUACGGAAUAGCCACCGCGGCAACGCCCACAAGCGCAGCCGGUCCUGCUACAGUCUCCAUUGCCUCAUCCAUCGCAACGACCGAGCUAGGGGCCCAUUUUUCCGUAGACGUACGCCGCAUAACAAACCUGAGAGCUCUCCUUCCCUUUAUUCUACCCGUGUACGUGCCCGAGCUUGUCCUGGCUUACGCUAGCACGAUCCAGAGUGCCAGCCAUCUUUUAACAAGGCAGUAUUUGACAAUGAGCAUGGAGCUAGCGGCAUUGUUGGCGGACGAUGAGUGUGAGGAGGUUGUGGACCUAUUUGCGGAGGUAGGAAGGAUGAGGGAGUUGGUGAGGCUGUUUGCCAGCACUGGGAGGUGCAUGGUGGGGAUGGGAAGUAGGGAGAAAGGGGAUAAGCCGAGGAGAAGGGAAUGGGAGGGGGAAACGAUUCGGGUUUGGGACAUGACUGUGAGGAACUGAUGCGCCGAAGAUUAAAGUAAGAGAGCAAACAAUGAUGGGAUGAAAUAGCAUUGAAGAGUACUUUCGGUAUCGGGACGUUACAGGCUAUAAGUCUUGCUUGACAAAGGGACAUGAAGAACAGAGUAAAGCUGGUCACAGUGAAAGCAUAGAGCAAACAACACACCAUGGAGACGGCGUUUUCUAUUGGCGUCAUAAAUCAUAUCCUUUAUUCAUGUAUAUAUAUUUUCUCAUCCAUCGUAUGCCAUGAUUGUUUUUCCGGUACGCACAUCAUGC
Molecule: messenger RNA, 3490 nt
Organism: Pseudovirgaria hyperparasitica
Lineage: Eukaryota; Fungi; Ascomycota; Dothideomycetes; Acrospermales; Acrospermaceae
Exons: 6
Coding region: 71-3217 (1048 amino acids)
Biological process (GO): regulation of DNA-templated transcription; post-transcriptional tethering of RNA polymerase II gene DNA at nuclear periphery; mRNA export from nucleus
Cellular component (GO): nuclear pore; nuclear pore outer ring
Molecular function (GO): structural constituent of nuclear pore
Source: RefSeq, a predicted model, not a curated record